Molecule: messenger RNA, 1485 nt
Organism: Pestalotiopsis fici W106-1
Lineage: Eukaryota; Fungi; Ascomycota; Sordariomycetes; Amphisphaeriales; Sporocadaceae
Exons: 3
Coding region: 1-1485 (494 amino acids)
Biological process (GO): transmembrane transport
Cellular component (GO): fungal-type vacuole membrane
Molecular function (GO): transmembrane transporter activity
Source: RefSeq, a predicted model, not a curated record
AUGUCAUCAUCAUCGUCAAAGUCGGUGGAAGAGCAACUGCCUCGGGAUGUUGAGAAGCAAAACGACCACAUAGAACCCGCCAGUAGCGGUCACUCGGACAGCGACGAAACCAAGCAAUCCAAAGAACACGAUGUGAGCGCCGAGGCAGGCGAGGAGGAGGACUGGAACGUACCACCGGAACCAGAUAUCUUGGAUACGGACGCCGAAGGUGUCGGUGGCACAAUUGCCAGAGUGCUCAGCCGAAUAUCCACGAAUGCAAGUUGGAAUCCGGGCCCGCCACCGGACGGUGGUCGGGCGGCAUGGAUAUGCGCACUAUGCGGCCAUCUUGUGAUUGCAAACACUUGGGGUUUUAUUAAUAGCUUUGGUGUUUUUCAAUCCUACUACACCUCGCUCCUAGGACGUCCACCAUCUGAUGUCUCAUGGAUCGGUUCGAUACAGAUCUUCUUGACCUUCUUUACAGGAACUUUUACAGGCCGAAUCACAGACGCCGGUUUCUUCAGGCCGAUCCUGCUUCUAGGAACCGUUUUGAUUGCUCUGGGAAUCUUCACCACUUCGGCUGCCACACAAUACUGGCAGUUCAUCUUGAGCCAGGGAAUAUGUAUGGGACUAGGCAACGGUUGUCUGUUUUGCCCGGCCAUCUCUGUUGUCUCGACAUAUUUCGAGAAGAAGCGGUCCCUAGCCAUUGGCAUCACGGCAGCCGGCUCGGUGACGGGAGGACUCGUGUUUCCUGCCAUGGCGCGGCAGCUGCUUCCGUCGAUUGGAUUCGGCUGGACCAUUAGAGCCAUAGGUUUCGUCCAGGUCGGCACUCUUCUCAUUACCAAUUGCUUCAUGAAGUCCCGGCUACCGCCGCGAAGGACAGGCAGUAUCGUCGAGUGGGGCGCCUUCAAGGAGCCCGAAUAUGUCUUUUAUGCCCUUGGCAUGUUCUUUAAUUUCUGGGCCGUCUACUUUGGCUUCUACUACAUUGCCUCGUUUAGUCGCACCGCCAUCACCCCGACCCUCUCGUACACGGACUCGCUUAACCUCCUGCUCCUCAUGAACGGCAUCGGGCUCAUUGGCCGACUGCUGCCCAACCACUUUGCCGACACGGUGGGGCCGCUCAACAUCAUGAUCCCGACGUGCCUCAUCACGGGCGUGGCGCUGCUGUCGUGGAUCGCCGUGCACACGCCGGCGCAGCUCUACGCCUGGACCGUCUUUUACGGCAUCGCGGCCGGCGGCAUCCAGUCCCUGUUCCCCGCGGGCCUGUCGAGCCUGACCACGGACCUGCGCAAGCGCGGCACCCGCAUGGGCAUGACGUUUACCAUUGUCAGCUUUGCCGUGCUCACCGGCAACCCCAUUGCCGGUGCCAUCAUCACGGCCGAGGGAGGGGGGUACAUCGGCGCUCAAGUCUUUACCGGCGUGAGCAUCUUGGUGGGUAUGACGUUGAUUUUCCUCGUGCGGGUCUCGCGCCAGAGAAGGUUGAAAUGUGGUUGGAGAUUGAAGAUGUAA